Messenger RNA from Scheffersomyces stipitis CBS 6054, 1674 nucleotides. RefSeq names its product Wsc2p. Bases 372 to 1643 code for a protein of 423 amino acids. The record is from RefSeq and is a predicted model, not a curated record. The transcript has a single exon. Lineage: Eukaryota; Fungi; Ascomycota; Pichiomycetes; Serinales; Debaryomycetaceae.
CCCAACCAUAGCAUAGGACGAGUCCCCAGAUCUUGCUCCGUUACCUGUAAAUCAGACAUCACCACUGUUGAAAAAGAAUCUGAUCUGCUCAUCGAACCAGAAUCAGAGUUUGACAGAACAGUGCCAAACCACCAAAACCCACCCAAGUUUAUCGCAACAAAAGCUGAAUAAGUCACAGCAGCUCCCAGUGUGACCCAUAACUCCAGAUAAGUGCAUAGUACUUGUCGUUUGUAUUUUUUUCAUUAUUCGCAUCGUUUCAUUUCCUCACCUUCCACUCCCACUUCGCGGCCCCUUAAUAUCCACGCCCUCUAAGCAUCACAAGCUGCACCAUCUUGUAACGUCAUAAAUUCACAACAAUUGCAUUUACAACCAUGUUCAAAACACUAAUACCACUAGUGCUAGCCAUGGCCCUAGCCGCCAAACCUGCCAAUGCCGACUCAUGGUCCAGCGACGGUUGCUACGCCCAGAAGUCGUCGCUAGGCUUCUCUCUUCUGGACCAAAACAUCUACCAGUCGUCGGGCCACUGUGAGCUACAAUGUGAAGGCAAAAGAGUUGUUGCUCUCUUGAGCGGUAAAUAUUGCUACUGCGGAGACACAGCUCCGGACUCCUCAAAUCAGGUUUCUUCUUCCAAUUGUAAUGUUCCUUGUCCUGGCUACCCUGAAGAAGAAUGUGGGGGAGAUAACUAUUUCUUGGUCUACGUAAAUGCCGAUGUCGAAGAUGCUACAACGUCAACCAACACCAAGACGACGACGACGACGUCUGUGACGUCUUCAACAUCCAAAUCUACUUCGGUUUCUACCUCAACUUCUACCAAAGUAUCAUCUUCUACAGUAGAGCCAUCUUCAUCUUCUUCGCAAGAGGAAGAAACCUCUUCCUCUGCACAAGAAACGUCCACAGAUUCACCAGAAACUUCAAGUUCAACUUCAGAAUCGUCUUCGCCCAAACACAAUGCUGUCACCACUAUUGUGCUGACACUCACUACAAACCCAGCAGGCACCAGUCCCUCUAUCAUUUACAAAACCAUCGUCAACACCCCUUCAUCUACAGCCAGUGGCCCUACCAACACAUCUGAUGUAGACGAGACUGAAGAUAAAACGUCAUCUUCCAACAAGUCGUUGUCAGCCGGAGGUAUAGCUGGAGCAGUUGUAGGAUCCAUUGCUGGCAUUGGGCUCAUUGCGGGGCUUAUCUUCGCCUUUAUGUGGUGGAGACGUAAGAGGAGCGACGAUGAAGACUACGAUGACGAGUUUACGCUUUCUGGACCUGAAAAAACAGGAUUCCCAGCACCUCUGCCACCUCCCCAGUUAACAGCCAAUCCGUUCUUGAUAGCUGGAGGCUACAACUUCGACGUGGACCAGAACGGUCAUGCCAACGGUAGUCCAAAUUCAACGAGCAUGGGGCACAGCCGCGAAGCAUCGCAAGCUGCUGCUGGAUUCGGCCAUGGAUACCAUAAUCUGAACGAAGGACAUAGUGGAGGAGAGCAUUCGUUCAAUAGCGAUAGUAACAAUAACAACACUAACGACUUCACAUUCUUGGAUCCACCGGCAGACUCUCCACCAGAGCUCGGAAGACGGAGAUUGAGUGUGGGAUCGCUUCCAGACAUCAUAGCCCGUCAACCAGGAUCUUUGAAGGUUGUUAAUAACUAAUUAAUAUAUACACUGCUGGAAGCAGUUAAGG